Molecule: messenger RNA, 1683 nt
Organism: Sceloporus undulatus (fence lizard)
Lineage: Eukaryota; Metazoa; Chordata; Lepidosauria; Squamata; Phrynosomatidae
Gene: S100PBP
Product: S100P binding protein
Exons: 5
Coding region: 211-1314 (367 amino acids)
Cellular component (GO): nucleus; cytosol
Molecular function (GO): calcium-dependent protein binding
Source: RefSeq, a predicted model, not a curated record
GAGAAGGCGGAGCUACGCGAGGGGGCGUGGCCAAUAGGUUUCUCUCGCUGCCUCCUCGCCUCGGAGCGUGUCUUUGAAACAAAAUGGCGGAGGGUAUUGCUGGCAUCCUCUUUGACUGAAGGAAGGUUUGGAUUCUAGGACAUCUCUUAUGUUGCUGGUUGUAGCACAGAGUCUUAAUUUUUGAAAGUCUGAAGCCAGAAAAGUACCAUCAUGGCCAGUAGUGCUUCCCAACCCUGCAUGAACCAUUGUCUCAAAGUCACUUUCCCCAACGAUCUAGUUUCUAGGGGCAAGAGGCCCUCUGAAGAGUUUGAAGAGGAGGACCAACCAGGCAGAAAGAGAUGGUGCUCUUCCUCUCCUUGUCUUUCGUCCCCAAACAAUGGGCUGGCACCUUCUCUGCCCCACUUCUCACCUCCUGGGGAUUACUGUGAUGACAGUGAUGUGGACGAUUCCUACCUGGAGCCUUCUUCUGGGGAAAAGCUAGACUCUCCUACAGGCCUCUCUCUUGAGGAGGAGUACAAUCUCAUAUUUGAUGAUGAUUCAGAGACUUCUUCAUGUGCUAGAACAGUUGGGCUCAACACCCACAAGGAUAAUCGUGCACAGACUCUUAGGGCGUUCAAGGAGGAGGAGAAGGGCACGCAUGUGGAGCCUCUUCAUCCAGUUGGGUCUUCAUCCUGCAAGAAAACCUCUGGGUGUCCAGAGAGUGUGAAUGGCCUGAGCAAGGGCUCCCAAAAUCAAGCUGGAUUUGAUUUGGGUUCCAAGGGUCCUUCGCCUCCAGAAGCUGCUACUGUGAAUCUGGAGAAAGGGAAUGAUGUGCUUGGGGUCACAGAAAAGGGAUCUGCUCAGGCAGUGAGAGAGACCAAUGCAGGAGGCGAAGGGCCCUCAGUUGGACAGGCUUCCACAGAUAAAAAAGGGCCAGGAGGGGAGAAUACAAGCUCUGUUAGGGACAAAAGAGAAAAUCAUGUGCAAGAUUCACACACCAGAGAGCCAAAGAGGCCUAGACGCAUAUGCAUCCGCGAGACAGACCUCGAGUCAAGCAAAGAAAAAUACAUCAACGCUGUGCUUAACCAUGCUUGUGGGAAGCCUGUCAUAGGUGAAGUCAAUGAGAUGCUUGCGCUGAUGCAAAAAGUCGCUUCUGAAUAUCAAGGAUACAGUUCUCAGCACACGACAGACCUGACUGUAAGGAACUACGCACAGCGCAGUAAAAGCACAAUCAAGGCAUUUAGCCUUUCCCAGUGGGUUGACUGGAACGGCCGCAAUGUCCGUCGGUUUGAGUCUGUCCCAGACAUCUUCCCGCGCAGCCCAAUCCCAAGCUAGAAGAAGCCUUGGCCCUGGAGUGGAAGCUAUUGUUUUUAUGCUGCACUUUGAAAAUUCAUUCUAUUGAUCUUAUUUUAUUUUUUUAAUAUGAAAGCUAGGUUAAGCCUAAAUCCAACUGCUAGUUGCUAUUAGAAUAAACCCAUUGAUUCAGUAAAAUAUAUGUAAGUAUUGGCUUACCAUUCAGCAGUUGAGUGAGUGGGUCUGUCUUAGUUGGCACUAGAAGUUAGGAUUUAGGGCUUGGUGUUUGUAUUUUUGUUAGAAAGACUUGUCCUGGAACUUCCUCGCUGCCUUAUGUUUGUUUUUGGGAGUUCUUUGGACUUUCACUAUUCUGUAAUAUAUUGCACUGUGAUAAACUUUGUCUUUUUAGUA